Molecule: messenger RNA, 2714 nt
Organism: Osmerus eperlanus (European smelt)
Lineage: Eukaryota; Metazoa; Chordata; Actinopteri; Osmeriformes; Osmeridae
Product: choline transporter-like protein 5-A
Exons: 20
Coding region: 215-2254 (679 amino acids)
Biological process (GO): transmembrane transport
Molecular function (GO): transmembrane transporter activity
Source: RefSeq, a predicted model, not a curated record
UGGUGUCUGCUGGUGUCUGAUGGUGUCUGCUGGUGUCUGAUGGUGUCUGCUGGUGUCUGCUGGUGUCUGCUGGAGUCUGUUGGAGUCUGCUGGAGUCUGCUGGUGUCUGCUGGUGUCUGAUAAACACUUGUGCUUUUCAGGAGAGCCGCGCUCGUUUGACCCCUCAUUCAGGGGACCAAUCAGGAGAAGGAGCUGCACAGACGUGUUGUGUUGUAUGAUCUUCAUCCUCGUCAUCCUCGCAUACAUUGCUCUGGGGACUGUGGCCUGGCUCCAUGGCGACCCCCGGAAGGUGAUCCACCCUACAGACAGCUACGGACACUUCUGUGGUCAGAAGGGAACACCAAACGCGAACAAAGCCAUCCUGUUCUACUUCAAUAUCCUGAAAUGUGCCAACCCUGCAGUCCUCAUCAACCUGCAGUGUCCCACCACACAGAUGUGUGUGUCCAGGUGUCCAGACAGGUUUGCCACCUACACAGAGAUGCACCUGCAGCAGCACCUGCUGAACAGAGCAUCCUGGGAAUACUACCGCCAGUUCUGUAAACCAGGCUUCAACAACCCCUCCAAGCCUGUCUCUCAGGUGCUCAGGGAUGAGGACUGUCCUUCCAUGAUCUUUCCCAGCAGACCCUUCCUCCAGCGAUGUUUCCCAGACUUCAUCACUCUGAAUGGAACUCUAACCGUGGCCAAUCAGACGGCCUUUAAGGACGCCCUGGACACUGCCCGCAGUGUGACAGAGCUCAGAGAUGCUGCCAAUGGUAUAACAGGGCUGGUCGACACCAGAGAGCUGGGAGUGAAGAUCGUAGAGGACUACGCUAGUUCCUGGAGCUGGAUCCUCAUUGGUCUGGUCAUAGCCCUGGUGGUCAGUCUGGUGUUCAUCCUGCUGCUUCGCUUCACCGCCGGCCUGCUGCUGUGGUUCACCAUCCUCUCUGUCCUCCUGGUGGUCGCCUACGGUAUCUGGCACUGCUACUGGGUGCUGGUGGGUCUGAGAGAGCAGCCUGGAGCGGACGUCACCAUCGUGGACAUCGGCCUGCAGACAGACGUCCACGUCUACCUGCAGCUCAGCCAGACCUGGCUCAUCUUCUUGGUCAGUCUGGGGGUGACUGAGGCCUCCAUGCUGCUGAUGCUGAUCUACCUGAGGAGGAGAGUCCGCGUGGCCGUCGCACUGCUGAGGGAGGCCAGCAAAGCGAUCAGCUACAUCAUGUCAACUCUCUUCUACCCAAUCAUCACCUUCUUCCUCCUCGCUGUCUGCAUCUCCUAUUGGGCCGUCACGGCUGUUUUCCUUGCCUCCUCUGGAGAAGCCAUCUACAAGGUGAUGGCUCCUGAACCCAACUGCAGCUACGCCAACCGCACCUGCAACCCAGAGACUUUCAACAGGACCAACAUCUCCCCGGCGUGCGCGGGCGCCCAGUGCACGUUUGCGUUCUACGGCGGGGAGACGCCGUACCACCGCUACCUGUUCCUGCUGCAGCUGUGCAACCUGCUGGUGUUCCUGUGGCUGGUGAACUUCACCCUGGCCCUGGAGCAGUGCUCUCUGGCUGGGGCCUUCGCCUCCUACUACUGGGCCCGCCGCAAGCCCCACGACAUCCCCCCCUGCCCCCUCUUCUCCUCCUUCAGCAGGGCCAUCAGGUACCACACGGGCUCCCUGGCGUUCGGGGCCCUGCUCCUGGCCGUGGUGCAGCUGGUGCGCGUGCUGCUGGAGUACCUGGACCAGAAGCUGCGUUGCUCCACCAGCGCCCCUGCUCGCUUCCUGCUCUGCUGCCUGAAGUGCUGCUUCUGGUGCCUGGAGCGAUUCAUCCGCUUCCUCAACAGGAACGCAUACAUCAUGGUGGCCAUCUAUGGGAAGAACUUCUGCACAUCAGCCAAAGAUGCCUUCUGUCUGCUGAUGAGGAACGUGGUGAGGGUAGCGGUGCUGGACAGGGUGACAGACUUCCUCCUGUUCCUAGGGAAGGUGCUGAUAUCAGGAGGAGUGGGUGUCAUCGCCUUCUUGUUCUUCACAAAGAAGAUCCCGAUUGUUCAAGAGGAAGUUCCCAGUUUGAACUUCUACUGGGUUCCUCUGCUGACGGUGGUGUUUGGGUCUUACCUGAUCGCUCACGGAUUUUUCAGCGUCUACGCCAUGUGUGUGGACACACUCUUCCUGUGUUUCUGUGAGGACUUGGAGAGGAACGACGGCACCCCAGAGAGGCCUUUCCUCAUGUCAGCUGGCCUGCACAGGAUUCUGGGAAAGACAGACCACAGUCCCAGGAAGUCCAGGGAAUAGCCCCGCCUCUUCUGACCCCUGCACGGCUGCUCCGAUUGGCUGAGAGACUCGAUGAUGCAGCAUGCAUCUGCUCACUAGUAGCUUUGCUCUACAGACACCUCUAACACACUUCAACAUUGACCUGAGCAACAGCACAUUUUACCACAAUCACUGGCACACUUUCUACUGACUAACAACAGCAAACAUACCUCUGUGUGUGUGUGUGUGUGUGUGUGUGUGUGUGUGUGUGUGGUGGUUACAUGAUGGUGUCUACCGUGUAGGUCAGACCUCUUGAUCUGCAGUCAGAUGUAUGUGGCACGUAAUAAGGGCUCUGAUAAUCUGAUGUCUGUAUUAUGAUCCUGUUUUCUAAAUCAAGUUUUACACUCGCUGGAACAAGACUUGUGACGCUCUCCCAAGAUAGCACGCACACACACACACAGUAGCCUCACACACACACACAGUAGCCUCACACACACACCAU